GUAUCGGCGCCCGAUACAUUGGAACCUAAUAUAUCUACGAAUCAGUACUAUCUCGCGUAUACCCUACAACCAGGGCCAACCGCUUUGCCAUUCAUCUUUGGUUGUUAUUUUUGACAAAACACCUGGCUAAGGCUCCUCUUCUAAUAACUAAACAUAUCCGUGUUUAACCCAAUACUAUUUGCUACUACGUAAUCUGUAAUGGAGAGAGGGAUAAGAAAUAAUUCAUCUGCGAAAAAGUGUACACCACUAGUAUCGAAAACCAACCCGCUUGACCCCGCCGCUCUAACAUUGCAUAACCCUGGAGUCUUGCAUCCCGCAAUAACCUUUAAAGGGAACAAAGUGUUGCGACCAAAUAGAGAGCCAUGGACUUCUCUAGCCCUCGAGUUGAAGACACUAAGACUUAACGACAUUCAUCAGCACCUAUGGCUUGCAGGCCUCCCGACUGCUGCACGGCCUUUGCACAGACAAAAGCUGCUAGGACGCAAUAUUCUAGUUACUGAAGAUCCAGAUGAGCAUCUUGUCUGGUUUGAAUCGGAUAUUUUCAUUAAGCCGUUGCCCGAUUUCCUUCUUGACUGGAAUUUCUGGAACGACACCGCAUGCGGCUUGCUAUUGUCCUAUGCAUGGCUCGUACGGCACAAAAGCAACCUUAAUAUCGCGAAAGAAUCGGGUCUGCUAUCGAAGAGUAUGGAAUGGUCCAAGUGGGUUGAGUUCAUAGAUGUCUUUCUGGACAACAUAAACUGCGAGACCCUAAGCGACGUCAACAAACGGUAUAAAUAUGGAGAACUGCGAUUAAGUCGGCUUAAUGCUAUAUACAGGCUUGCUCCACCUACGUAUUCCCUUCGUAAUCUUGUUCGAGGAUAUCGAAGCGGAUCGACCUGGUACAGAGCCUUCUUUGAGCGCCACUUUAAAUGGAUACUGGCGGUUUUUGCUAUUGUCUCUGUCCUCCUGUCGGCGCUACAGGUAGGCCUUGCAACCACAAUGCUACAGGGCAAUAGACUGUUCCAAAGUGCCUUAUACGGAUUUAUUAUAGCCUCCUUGGUAGCUAUAGUAACAAGUGUGAUUGUGGUCUUUUUAGUAUGGCUGGGGUUGUUCUGUUAUCACUUGUUAGUUACUUGGCGAAAUAACAGAGCGGUAAACCGUAGGAGGCUGGCUGGAGUGUCCUUUCUAUAGUCAAAUUCUCGAAAUUUUAGCU
Molecule: messenger RNA, 1192 nt
Organism: Mytilinidion resinicola
Lineage: Eukaryota; Fungi; Ascomycota; Dothideomycetes; Mytilinidiales; Mytilinidiaceae
Exons: 3
Coding region: 199-1170 (323 amino acids)
Source: RefSeq, a predicted model, not a curated record